AUGCGACGAAAUGAAAGACCACAUUACAACAAUUAUCAAAAUCAACAUCCCCAUUAUCCACCACAAACAUAUCAGGCGCAAGAUUCACAUUCAGUAAUUUUAGUUACAGCAGGUUAUGACCAUACUAUACGCUUUUGGGAAGCGUUGAGUGGUAUUUGUUCGAGAACUAUUCAACACCCAGAUUCGCAAGUCAAUAGAUUAUGUAUUUCUCCAGAUAAAAGAUAUCUCGCGGCAGCAGGAAAUCAACAUAUUCGAUUAUAUGAUAUUAAUAGUCCCAAUCCUAAUCCGGUAACAUCCUUUGAUGGUCAUACUGGAAAUGUAACAGCGGUUGGAUUCCAUUGUGAAGGGAAAUGGAUGGUUACAGGUAGUGAAGAUGGAACACUUAAAAUUUGGGAUACAAGAGCACCAUCAAUACAAAGAAAUUAUGAUCAUAAAGCUCAUGUUAAUGAUGUAGCUAUACACCCCAAUCAAGGAGAAUUAAUUUCAUGUGAUCAGAAAGGAAGUAUUAAGAUUUGGGAUUUGGGAGAAAAUUCCUGUACUCAUGAAUUAGUUCCAGAAGAGGAUGUACCUUUACGAUCUGUAACAGUUGCUAUUGAUGGAUCGAUGCUCGUGGCUGCAAAUAAUAAAGGUAAUUGUUAUGUAUGGAAAAUGUCUAAUACUACUGAUUUACAACCAAUCACAACAUUUUCGGCACAUAAUCGAUAUAUAACUCGAUGUUUAUUAAGUCCGGAUGUUAAACAUUUGGCAACAUGUUCAGCAGAUACCACAGUUAAAAUAUGGUCAACUUCAAAUCAUGAAUUUAAAUUAGAUAAAGAACUUAAAGGGCAUCAACGAUGGGUAUGGGAUUGUGCAUUUUCAGCUGAUUCGGCUUAUUUGGUCACUGAUCAUGUUGCCAGAUUAUGGGAAUUGCAACAGGGUGAAACUAUAAGACAAUAUAAUGGACAUCAUAAAGCUGCAGUUUGUGUAGCAUUAAAUGAUUUAUCUAUAGGAAAUUGA
This is a messenger RNA of Diversispora eburnea, 996 nucleotides long. The record is from the annotation of a GenBank genome assembly. Lineage: Eukaryota; Fungi; Glomeromycota; Glomeromycetes; Diversisporales; Diversisporaceae.